AUGUCGACAAGUGAUCACCAAUCCUGGCUCCAGUCAACGGAACACCCUGAAUACCGCACUGCACGCCCCCAUGCAGAGGUCCUACAGAAACUAUUUUCAAACACGAUUGAUUCAACUACGGCAGUUGAAGAACCGAGCUUGCUCAACUUCAUAAAUGAUGAUACGCCAUGGGCUCUCUGGGGCCUGAUCUAUGAAGCCGCCGCUGGCUUCCCUUCAAGUCAUUCCUCAUUGCUGGCCCUCUUGAUUGAAGCCGAAAGACUCGACUCACAGCUACCUGAGUCAGAAACCAAAGACAUACCACGGAAAUGGUUAGGCUGCUUCGGGAGCAUGUGGUGCGACAAAUGGGAUAUAAUCUCACCCCAUGCAUUAUCUGGAUGGAAAGUGUCCGCAUCCAAGUCAACCACUAGAUGGAUUAAUAUGAAUGCCUUCUCAGCGAGACUACUAGCUACGAAUCAUUUCAGUCUAGGUGCGAAGCCUUGUGCUUUAAGUUCAAGCUUAUUGAAAAAGUGUUUAGAGGCGCAUCCGAUGAAGUACAAGGAGGAAAGACUUCGGACACAGUCCGGGGCUCAUAGAGAGCCACCAUAG
Penicillium soppii is the source of this 585-nucleotide messenger RNA. RefSeq lists its product as uncharacterized. The transcript has a single exon. Lineage: Eukaryota; Fungi; Ascomycota; Eurotiomycetes; Eurotiales; Aspergillaceae. The coding region runs from base 1 to 585 and encodes 194 amino acids. The record is from RefSeq and is a predicted model, not a curated record.